Messenger RNA from Chaetomium strumarium, 2091 nucleotides. RefSeq lists its product as uncharacterized. The record is from RefSeq and is a predicted model, not a curated record. Lineage: Eukaryota; Fungi; Ascomycota; Sordariomycetes; Sordariales; Chaetomiaceae. The transcript has 6 exons. Bases 1 to 2091 code for a protein of 696 amino acids.
AUGGUUCCUCGAACGAUAAUCCUCUGCGCCGCUCAAGAACAAACUUGCAAGGUGCAAGCUUCCGCACUUCCAGUAUUCGGCGAGCAGGUGGCAGCUCCAGUCCAGGCAAAAGCCGCUGGCAAAUCUUUAGUUCAGCCAACAUGCGAAGAUAUAGGACAAUCCUCGACCUGCUCCAGCCAUGACCAAACCAACCUCAGCACCGUUGCACAGCCAGCGGACUCCAGUAUCAACUGCCAGGAGCUGUCGGAUAUAUCUAUCAACGCAAUUCAAGAGCGAAGCAUUGACGGUGACAAUACAGUGCUCCGACAAACGACACCCCGAAAGCUACAAGAUCAGACUAACGAGGGGGGCGACAGUCGUCGCCGUGGCGUUUCAAACAGCGAGUUCUCGGCCGGCACAACAGAUUCGGACGACGACCCAUUCAAGUAUGAUCGUGGUUCCUUUUCCGUCUACCUUCAGCCUUCCCGCGAGAGGGAGCCGCAAUCUGCUACUCUUUGUCACGUUUCGAGCACGAAUCCCUUCCUUAACAGAUUGCAUUCUCACCAGACCCCAACCGUGAAGUACGAUUGGGACAAUGAAGACGGCCCUAGCGAGGUGAAGAUCACUGUCCGGUCUCCGCCGGCCGCAGCAGAAAGCCCGGGGCAGCCAGCUAUCGGCCUGAGCGGAAUUUCCGAGAGGCCUGGAACUGAGCGUCGCAGGCAAGAUAUCCAGACGUUCAUGAGCGAUGCCGCGGACUGGGAGACUGUUGUGACCAGCGACCAGUUCGACAGUAAUCGUGCCUUGGCCUCAUCCACUGGCCUCAGCGGGAGCCACCCGGUGAAGAUCACAGGGAGCAGCAUUGCAGAUUAUUCGGACACUAGCAGCUUCUACGCACCUUCUUUCAACGAGUCCUCACCAACAGAACGGAUCCUGCAGCCCCCGGAUGAGGCCCACACGUUCAAUGCUCGCAAUCGUCCGACACUGGACGAGAACCGGCACCCGGUUUUCCUUCCGAAACCCAGGAUCCAUCGUGUCAACGGCUAUCUCCAGGACGCCGGUCGUAUUUUCCCCGAUCAAAGUGCUAGCAGUAGCGGGAACUCAGCUAGGAGCGCACUCGUGGAGAAGCUCAGCGCCUCGAUUAGGUCACGUAGCGCUAGCAGGCGCAUGCGCAGGCAGAGCCAAUACCUUAACACGGAAGGGUGGCCCAACUCCAACUUUGAGUCCCUGGAUUCUCUCUCGUCGACGAAUACUUCUCACCAGUCUGUCGCAUCUGUUGGUCCUGAAUCACCUACCCUGUUCAGCUUUCCGUUGAUCAGUCUUGAGGAGGCCGCCAGGCGUGAGGCGCUCAGAAAGGAGGCCGAGAACCGCGACAGUCUCACCGCUACUAGCGGUGCCAGGACGCGCAAGAAUUCGAGCAUGGACGCCUCAAGGACAACCCAGAGAACGGCCCCUCUCACGCCUCAUAUUACAAAGCCCGUUCCCGCCCAUGCUCGCAAUCCUAGCGCACUGCGCUACAUGCAUAAUGCUAGACCAUCCCAAGAGAGAGGUGUCAUAAGACACAGCCGUGGAGUCUCCGACGUGCCGUCGCAUAGGAGCGGCAACCAGAUGGUGACCCCCCAAUCUGCGCUAUCUCGCUCCUUCAGGGUCCCUCUCGAGCCUGGCGAGAGAAGCAGCCAUGCCUUCCUGGGACCGCCAUCCGUAUUCGCAUCUCCACGCCUUGUCGCUCGCGACCAGCGACAUCUGACUCGUGGAACUAGCGUGGCAGCGACAGCCGACCUGCGCGAGAUUAUAAGUUUCGAGACCGGACACCCCUUUGGUGUUACGUCUGAGGAUGCCUACCUGUCGUGGGAGGCGCGGCGUCGGCGCCAGGCCUACUACUAUUUCAUGUGCAUGUUGUGCAUCUUCCCUUUCAUCGCCCCGUUGGUUUACCGGGGCACUUUCGACGCGGCCCUGUCGUGGUACACCAGAGGCGAGACGGGCCAGCUCAGUCAGCGGCAGCGGCGCAAUGUCUUGAUUGUGGGCUGCUGCUUCUCGGCUGUCUGGCUGGUCGUUGUUGCCGUCUUUGUGACUGUCGUUGUCAACAAUAGCAAGCAGCACCACAACGGUGUUUAG